AUGAAGUUCCCCCAGGAGGAGCAGGAAGCCCACGAAGCGAGCCAAUGCGUCGUGGCUGAGCGACGGAGACAGAUCGCUGCCGACGCGCUGCUAGUGAACGAGGAGAUCGUCUGCGACUGGUGUCAGCAGAAGGUGAAGAAGCGCAAGCUGCUCGACCACCAGGAAGACGAGUGUCCGGAGCGCGAGCGCCCAUGUCCCAACGCUAUCAACGGAUGCAAGGAGUGGGUUCCAGUAGGCAAAUUCGACGAGCACCUCCGUACGGACUGCAUGGUGACGAUCGAGCGUAACACGCUGGCGGCAAGAGCUCGCGAGAAGAACUCGCCCGUGGCUUGUCCCGAGUGCGGGGUGGUGGUUCGACUGCGGCAUCUCGAGCGGCACUUUCGUGACGACUGCGUGAGCCGCAUCGUGUCGUGUAAGAAUGCCGCCCACGGGUGUAAAGCGCGACUGCGGUGGCGAGACCGGCACCUGCACGAAGACUUCAUGUCGCUCUCGAAGGACCGCAGCAUGAUCGAGUUCAGGACGGGCGGCAACGCGUACAUUGCGAUCAACAACAACACGAGUCAAGCUCCGUCGUCUCAAUCGUCCGUCGAUCUGCCGCCUCCGUGGACUGCCGAGUAUUUCGUGUGGAUGGUCGACGCGGAGGAAGAGAUUCUGGCACUGCACCGAAGCAGCUUGGAGCUGAUGGAGACGGUCGUGCUCAACACGCGCGAGAACGAGCAGUGGCAGGCCAAGUCGGACGCGUGCAAGAAGAAGCUCAAGGAGCUCAAGCAGAAGCGGAAGCGCAAGGCGAACGACAAGGCGCAAGCAGCAGGGACGCACCUCUCGGGCGAGGAGAUGUCGAGUGCAGCCAAGCAGCUCGCGGAAGACUUCAACGACGCCGAGAACGGGCUGCUGGCGACUCGGAAGGAGAUCGCGUUGGCUCGAGGCUGGAUCGAGAUCAACAUCCUCGAGGCCAAGCGCAUUCUCGACGCCGACGUGGCCGACGAGGAGGCCAAGCAGGCGCUUGCGGCCUCUAUCGCCGACCAAACCGCGCAGAUUCUGCAGGAAAGGACGUUGCUAGUGCAGUUGCUGCCUGAAGUCGAUCGCGUGGCUCUAGGUGACCUGGACGCUUGGGCAACGCAGCUCGCGUCCGGAAGUCCCAGCAAGGAGAGCAAGGCGGAGCGGCAGCGCAAGGCGGCGGAGCAAAACAAGCUGCUGAAGAAGCGCAGCGAGUUUCAAGCUCAACUGGAGGCAUUGGAUCCGGACGACGCCGACACGCCGCGGUUGCAGCGCAGGUUCGAGCGCGAGAUCGCCAAGGUGGACGCCAAGCUGGCGCUCGUGUCGGAGAACAAGCCGACGCAGCUCCUGGAGCGCUGCGGCCGCCACAUCAUCGCGUCCUCGGGUAAGAACGUCAUCUCGCUCGUGGCCGGACCCAAAGGAGAGAUCUCGUUCUACCGUCCGUCAGGCGCCAAAGCGGCCAGGGAAGUCAACUUCCAGACCCGCCUGGAGCGCAUCCGCUGGAACCACGUCGUGUUCUCGGCCGGGGCCAAGGAGCUCAGCCUCUUCGUCAACGGCGAGCUUAAGAGCGUCCGACGCGGGGUCUUCGGCUUGCCCAUGAGCAGAAUCGGCACCAAGGAGCAGGCCGAGUCGUUCCAGGGCUUCGUGCUGGAGGUGCGCUACUGGAAGGAGUGCAGGACCGUCCAGCAGAUCCAGCAGCACGCGGCCUCCAUCCUGCACGUCCGCAAGUGCAAGAAGCUGCUCGGCUACUGGACGUUCGAGGAGGGCAUGGGCGACCUGGUGGACGACAUGGCGCUCAAGCUGCCGCGCUCCGCGUGCUUCGGCACAGCCUGGGUCCUGUUCGACACGCCGGAAGUCCGCAAGCGCUUCGGCAUCCCGCCCACGCCGUCCCUGCGCGACCAAACGUGCUGCGUGGUCAACCAGAAGCUCAAGCUGCUGGCCCAACGCGCGCGCGACCGGGAGCUGGACAUGGUGCCGUGUCGCCAGCACUGCGAGCAGGUCGUGGCCUUCCGAAGUCUCGAGCGCCACCACCGCGUCGAGUGCGUGCACCGCAUGGUCGUGUGCAAGGAGGUCGGCUGCGAGCAGGUCUACCGCUGGAGCAGCGAGGCCGAGCACCUGCGCGCCAAGUGCGAACGCCACUUGUUCCGCGAGGAGCUGGUGCGGCGCUACCACGACAAGCGCGAGCUGGUCGAGUGCAUCCUCAACUGCGCGCAGCUCGUGCAGAGGCGCUUCAUGGCGCUGCACUGCCACAAGGAGUGCGUCAACCGCCUCAUCACGUGUCCGUGGGCGGACUGCGGCGAGACGAUCGUGGCCAAGACGCUGGCCAGGCACCUGGAGCGCGACUGCCGCAGCCAGAGCAAGGAGAGGGACAGG
Molecule: messenger RNA, 2370 nt
Organism: Phytophthora sojae
Lineage: Eukaryota; Oomycota; Peronosporomycetes; Peronosporales; Peronosporaceae
Exons: 1
Molecular function (GO): zinc ion binding
Source: RefSeq, a predicted model, not a curated record